Sitophilus oryzae (rice weevil) is the source of this 5320-nucleotide messenger RNA. Its product is annotated as collagen alpha-2(IV) chain-like. Bases 41 to 5011 code for a protein of 1656 amino acids. The record is from RefSeq and is a predicted model, not a curated record. NCBI's taxonomy places the organism in Eukaryota, Metazoa, Arthropoda, Insecta, Coleoptera, Curculionidae. The transcript is spliced from 14 exons.
CUGAAGAAGUGGAGGCCGACAUUUGUGUUCCAAAUAUGAGAUGGAGCUGGUCGUGCGAUUUUUCAGUGUUUAUUUGGUGUUCUCGUGUGCGAACCUGAGCGUUUUCCAGUGCCAGCCGCACAACAUUGUCGACAGUUCAAAGAAUGUGAUCGAAAAAAGUUUCGACAAUGCAACCCGCAACGAGAAACCACGGCUCUUGUUCGAUUACUCCACAAAAGUCGUAGCCUACAAAGACCUGAUAGAAUCAAAAUGUCUGUUAGAGAUCCUUACCAACGAGGAAAGUUUUUUGAGUCAAAAAUCGGCUCAGUUUGAAAGUCGUUCGAACAAUCUGAAACCGGUGAACGUAAGCAAGAAGCUAUCUAAACGAGAGAUAUGGCGAGUCGGUGGAGAACGAAUCUACGACUUCUGUCGAGGAUUCCCGACGUACCUGAUCCAGAACACCGAUUCUCGAAGUACCGAGACAAGUGUCUACAUGCAAAAUGAUGUACCGAUCGUCGAAGAACUAUCAAAAAAGCGACGCAGAAAGAGAUCGACCCGACAUUAUUUCAGUGGCAAAGUUCGAGGUCAAACUCAGUCACAAUAUCUAAACUUCGGAAACAGCAAUGGACAGCCUGGCAAGGCAGAAGCGGAAAGCAGUUUAAACGGAACCAAAGCAGUAGUCAGUGGCACUAGUGGAAUUGGCCAAGCCCAAAGUCAAAGCUCACCGGUAGAUUGCGGAGAAUGUUUCGGUACAGAUUUUCAAGACCAAACUCUUCAAUACGGCCGUGGUGGUACUUAUGUCCCACCAGAUAAAUAUUAUGGAUCCCGGUACCCAGGCAGAAUCGGUGAAACUGAAGAUCUUGGUGAAAUACGAAGACCUGGUGGCAGCGGAGGCGGUACAGGACAACCUGGUUAUCCAGGAGGCCCUGGUCAACCUAGUUAUACUGGAGGAAGAGGUACAGGACAACCUGGUUAUGGAGGGGGAGUCCCAGGACAACCAAGUGCCGCAAUACCUGGACAACCUGGCUAUGGUGGAGGUGCUGCAGGACAACCUGGCUAUGGUGGAGCUGCUGCAGGGCAACCUGGUUAUGGCGAUGGAAGACCUGGACAACCUGGUUAUGGUGCAGGAACACCUGGACAACCUGGCUAUGGUGGAGCUGCAGCAGGGCAACCUGGUUAUGGCGAUGGAAGACCUGGACAACCUGGUUAUGGUGCAGGAACACCUGGACAACCUGGCUAUGGUGGAGCUGUUACAGGGCAACCUGGUUAUGGCGAUGGAAGACCUGGACAACCUGGUUAUGGCGCAGGAACACCUGGACAACCUGUCUAUGGUGGAGCCCCUGCAGGGCAACCUAGUUAUGGCGAUGGAAGAUCUGGACAACCUGGCUAUGGUGGAGCUGCUGCAGGGCAACCUGGUUAUGGCGAUGGAAGACUUGGACAACCUGGUUAUGGCGUAGAAACUCCUGGACAACCUAGUUAUGGCGGAGGAGCGUCAGAACAACCUAGUUAUGGUGGAGGUGCUGCAGGACAACCCGGUUAUGGCGCCGGAACUCCUGGACAACCUACUUAUGGUGGAGGAGCUUCAGGGCAACCUGGUUAUGACGCAAGGGCUUCAGGACCACCUAGUUAUGGCGGAGGUGCUACAGGACAACCUGGUUAUGGUGGUGGAGCAGCUGGAAAACCUGGAUAUGGCGGAGGUAUUGCAGGACAACCUGGAUAUGGUGGAGGCAUUGCAGGAGAAUCUGGUUACGGUGGAGGUCCUGCAGGACAACCUGGAGGUAUAGGACAGCCGGGGUAUCCUGGAGCAUAUGCAGGGCAGCCAGGAUACACUGGUGGAGGUGUAGGACAACCUGGUUAUACAGGAGGAAGCGCAGGGCAGCCUGGCUUUGUUGGUGGUAUACGUGGACCUGGUUAUGUACCAAGUGCAUCUGGUGAGGGAAUUAGCGGAGGAGAUAGAGGAACUUUUGGUGGCCAACUAGACGGACAUUAUCAAAGUCACGCUGGACAAUCUGGACGAUUUGCUGGUACAUUUCAAGGCACUUUUCAAACUGGAAGCGGCGGAAGAUUAUACGGAACGUCAGAUCAAACUGGUAAAGAUAUUACUGGUAAACCUGGUUAUGAGCAUAUACCUGGUGAAUUGUUAAAACCUGGAGUUGGCGGUCAAUAUGGAUCUGGAGUGGGAACUGGACUGCCAGUGGGACCACCAGGUACACUGAGACCAGGUGUUGGUACCCCCGGAUAUCCAGGAGUACCUGGAUCCUACCCAGAAUACGGAAGAGGAGUUACUUAUCCUGGAGGAUACCCGGGUGGAUACCCGGGAACUGUACCCGAAAAUGGUGGAUAUCCAGGCCAACCCGGGGGACGUUAUCCUGGAGGUAGAGGACCCGAGAGUACGACAGGUGGAUAUCCCGGUGCCGGAAGUGGACUAGUACCUGGUGGCCCUGGCACUCAGCCUGGAGUAUCUGGUCCACCAAGUGGCUAUCCUGGAGGACCACAAAGCCCCGAUGUAUAUGGCGGUUAUCCUGGUGGGCAAGAUGGGUAUGCUAAAAUUCCUGGUGGUUAUCCCGGAGCAACAAGUCCAGGUGGGUAUCCUGGAGCAAUCGAUGGACGUCCAGGUGUACCACCUGGAUAUCCCGGAGCACCUGGGGUUCAUCCUGGAGCACCUGGUACUUACCCCGGAUCUCAAGACGGUUAUCCUAGAGCACCUGCCGGACCUGACGGCCGCACUGGCUAUCCUGGAAUCCCUGGUGGCCAAACGGGUUAUCCUGGGGCUUCUGGUGGUUACAUUGGAGCACCUGGUAGUGGAGCUCCCAGUGGUUACCCUGGAGUUUCUGGUGGUUAUCCUGGAGCCCCUGGGGCAUACCCUGGAGCACCUGGCGUAGGCUACACUGGAGCACCUGGCGCAGGCUACCCUGGAGCGCCUAGUGGAUACCCUCAAGGACCUGGUGGUUACCCAGGGGGCCCUGGUACUGGUUAUCCAGGAACUGGAGGAGGAGCCCAAGGGUUAUAUCCAGGACAAGCUGGUGGGGUACCAGGAGCACCAGGACAGUAUGCCGUAGGAGGCCCAGGAACUGGAGAUGGCACUCACGGGUUAUAUCCAGGACAAGCUGGUGGUCCAGGUCAAGGAGUUAUUACACCAGGACAGUACGGCGCUGGAGGUCCAGGAACUGGAACAGGUGGCGCUCAAGGGUUGUAUCCAGGACAAGCAGGAGUUGGAGGAGGUCCAGGAGGUAUACCGCCAGGCCAGUACGUGGCUGGAGGUGCAGGAACUGGGGUAGGAGGGACACAAGGUUUAUAUCCAGGGCAAGCCGGUGCUGGAGGCCAAGGAGUUGUACCACCAGGCCAGUAUGUUGCUGGAGGUGCAGGUAUUGGCGCAGGCCAAUGGAUCGACGGAAAAUGGGUACCAGCCGAAACCACCGACGACGCAGACUCUCAAGUCCAAACAUCAGUUAAACAGACCAGCAACGAAACCAUAGCACAGGCGCAGGCGCACGGCAAAUUCCAAGGCGGUACCUCGCAGUCUCAGGUAUCCGGUACUUAUUCCGGAUCGGGUUCCUUCAGUGCUUCUGCUGGGUCUGACGAUGGUAAACGAGGGGCUUUGACUCAGGUCGCUGGUGGUAAAGAUGGCGCUCAGAGCAGUGCUCAAGGUCGAGGAGGUGCUGGACAGUCUCAGGCGCAGGUGACGUUGGAUUCGGGAACGGGGGAUACGUUGUCUUCGGCUCAGACUUCAGGAGUUCAACACGGAACCCAAACCCAAGUCCGAGCCAGCGAAAAAGGCGGACUAGCCGACGCUCAAGCCAACGGUCCCGGAGCCACAUCGUCCCAAGCUCAAAUCGGAUUCACUCCCUACGACGAGUCCGAAAAAGACACCCAAAAAUCCCCGUUCACCGGCGGUGGUACCGCGGCAGCACAAAGCGGUACCCGAUCCGGCAUGACGCAAACGCAGAUCCAAGGCCACUUCCGGUACGGCAUCAAGUACCAAGGCGCUGCACAGGCUGGAUCCGGAUCUACUGCUAUUAGGAAUCUGACUGAGCCCAGUGGGUUCUUUAAACCGAUUAAUUUCACAGUGUCUAAGGUGAAUUAUAACGGGCAGUCGCAGAGUCAGAAUAGUGCUGUUAAUGUGCCGAAGAAAGUGGAGUCUAAGACGGAUUUGACGCAAUCGGAUGCAAGUAGAGAGAACCUCUUCGAUAUGCAGGUGGAGCAAGCCAACAUCACCCACUUGCCGCUACCAGCCGAAGCACCAUCAGCUACAGAACCACCUACAACAACUACAAGCACAACGCUAGCAAAUCUGCCCGACUACGGAGACACGGACGACUACGCAGACUACAACGACGACCUGACGCAAGAGGAUGACGCAGAUCUAAAUCCUACAGGAUCGCCGUCGCAGAGGAACCUGGUUAUACCCGCGGUGGUCGAGAAGAAAUCGCCUAAAGUGGUGAGUCAGACGUCCACGACUCAGAAGCAGCAUAUAAUAAUUGAUCCGUUGGAGGAUGUGGAUGCAACGGUGCAUCAGAGCAAAGGAGAUUUUCCGGAAGAUGGUACUAUUCUUCAUCCAGGGCAAAGUAUUCCAGGAUCGCCAGGCUACCAAAUUCCACCAGGCUUCAGAGGAAAAGUCAAGGCCAUCGCCAAUGGACCCAACACCUACGCCAUUGGCAAGAAUUCUCAAGCACAGAGCGUCACACUAUCCCCAGGAAGCGGCAGAAUCUUCUACAAAAAACCAAUCUACGCAGUGUCUACAAGGACACUAUACAAAAACGGAAACUACGGCACUGGAUUCUCCUACCAACCCAUUUACCAACCCGUCCAAUACAAGGUUAAAAGUGGUUCAGUUUUACCCAAUUUCGUGUCAGUCAGUAAGUCAGAGUCGGGUUCGCAAAACCUACAAACAGGCAAGAAGACUCCAAACGUUUAUUAUACUCAGAGUUCCUCCUGCGGGAUGUUUACCAACUCUUGCGUUUAUGUCGACGGGAAGAAAACAUGUUUCCCUGUGAGAAAAACAAAUCCUGAUGGAAGUUUGAUGAGCUGUUGAAAGUACUUUUGAAUUAAACAGUGUUACGACUGAAUAUUUGUCAAAAUUUUAUUUACGUAUCUACUUAAUAAGCGUGCCAUAAUAUAACGAUGCUUCUUCUGCAUGAAAUCUACAAAUCUAAGUGAAUAUAGAUAGGAUGUGUGGAGGAAAUAUUAAGAAUGAUGGGAUAUCAUCUUAAAAUUUCAAAUACAAAGCAUGUAAAAAUGCCAUGGAGUUAGCUUAUAUUAAGUUUCUAGGUGUUUUAUAUAACUUAACAAAUUGUCAAAAAUUCUAGAAAUAUAUAGUAUAUACAGGAUAGUCCGAACUGUA